AUGAACACUGCAGAGGACUGGGGCCUUAUCUUAGACAUCUGUGAUAAAGUUGGACAGUCACGCACAGGGCCUAAGGACUGCCUCCGUUCUAUUAUGAAGAGAGUAAACCAUAAAGACCCCCAUGUUGCUAUGCAAGCAUUAACGCUUCUAGGAGCGUGUGUUUCAAACUGUGGUAAAAUCUUUCAUUUAGAAGUCUGUUCAAGAGAUUUUGCUAGUGAAGUGAGCAAUGUGUUGAAUAAGGGUCAUCCAAAAGUUUGUGAAAAGCUGAAAGCCCUUAUGGUGGAAUGGACUGAUGAAUUCAAGAAUGACCCACAGCUUAGUUUAAUAUCUGCUAUGAUAAAAAAUCUUAAGGAACAAGGAGUUACUUUCCCAGCUAUUGGUUCACAGGCAAAAGCAAGUCCAGCUCUAGUUACCAAAGAUCCUGGUACAGUAGCCAACAAAAAGGAAGAGGAGGAUUUAGCUAAAGCUAUUGAACUAUCACUGAAAGAGCAAAGGCAACAGCAAACAACGCUUUCCAGUUUGUAUCCGAGCACCUCAAGCCUUUUAACAAAUCAUAAACAUGAGGGCCGAAAGGUUCGUGCAAUCUAUGAUUUUGAGGCUGCUGAAGACAAUGAACUAACUUUUAAAGCUGGAGAACUUAUAACUAUCCUUGAUGACAGUGAUCCAAAUUGGUGGAAAGGUGAAACUCAUCAGGGUGUAGGAUUGUUUCCAUCUAAUUUUGUAACAGCUGAUCUUUCUGCUGAGCCAGAAAUGAUGAAAGCUGAGAAGAAAACAGUGCAGUUCAGUGAUGAAGUUCAAGUAGAGACAAUAGAACCUGAGCCUGAGCCAGUUUAUAUUGAUGAAGACAAAAUGGACCAACUCUUGCAGAUGUUACAAAGUGCGGAUCCAUCUGAUGACCAGCCAGACCUCCCAGAAUUGCUUCAUCUUGAGGCAAUGUGCCAUCAGAUGGGACCUCUCAUAGAUGAAAAGUUGGAAGAUAUAGACAGGAAACAUUCAGAACUUUCAGAGCUCAAUGUUAAGGCAAUGGAAGCUCUUUCUUUGUAUAACAAAUUGAUGAAUGAAGACCCAAUGUAUUCCAUGUAUGCAAAACUACAAAACCAACAGUAUUACAUGCAGUCAUCUGGUGUUUCUGGCUCUCAGGUUUAUCCAGGGCAACCUCAAAGUAACGCAUAUUUGGUGGCAGGGAGUGCACAGAUGGGUCAUAUUCAAGGCUAUAAUCUUCCUCCUGAACAGCUCUCUUCUCUCAGCCAAGGCACGGUUACUCCAUCUGCCAGCUCAGUACUGCCUGGUCAGCCUGCGCAGACGUCUUAUACAAAUGCAAUGGUUGGCUCUGUUGCUGGAAAUACUUACUCUAACCAGGCGUCAGUGUACAGUCCACCACCUGCUACUGUUGAUGUUGCUGCUUAUCAGAAUGCUGGAACUAAUAUAUCCCAGGUGCCAAACUAUAACUUAGCAUCUACACCUCUGCCACAGGCAGCAGGCAGUCAGCAAGCACCUCCACAACAGCCACAGCCUCCGCCACCUCAACAACCACAGCAUAGUUACUCACAGAAGGCUCUGCUAUAGGAUCCAGGACUUCUGAUUCCUAAUCUUUAACCUCUGCUAAAGGCAGUUGGCAGUUCUAUGAGUUUCUUCCUUUAAUCUCUUAAACUUUGUUUAUCUUCAGCUUAGUAAGAAUCUAUCUUGGUGAACAAGUUCAAUUUGCACUGACUUUUUAGGAUUUUUUUUUUUUUUUUUUUUUAAUUUUGCAGAGGAAUGGAUAUAUUUAGGACAUUUAAUUCCUUUUAAAAUGCCUAAA
Cariama cristata (Red-legged seriema) is the source of this 1798-nucleotide messenger RNA. It is a transcript of the gene STAM, whose product is annotated as signal transducing adaptor molecule (SH3 domain and ITAM motif) 1. The transcript has 13 exons. The coding region runs from base 1 to 1566 and encodes 521 amino acids. Lineage: Eukaryota; Metazoa; Chordata; Aves; Cariamiformes; Cariamidae. Gene Ontology annotation, molecular function: phosphatidylinositol binding; ubiquitin binding. Gene Ontology annotation, cellular component: ESCRT-0 complex. Gene Ontology annotation, biological process: protein transport to vacuole involved in ubiquitin-dependent protein catabolic process via the multivesicular body sorting pathway. The record is from RefSeq and is a predicted model, not a curated record.